AUGCUGAGAAAGUUGGGAUUAUCUCUCUACGAUUGACUUGAACAAAACCAAAACAGAAAGGAGCUGCAAAAGUGGUGGUGUCACUGCAAAUUCGAAAUGGGGUCGUCCGAAACGUCGUCGUACUCGUCGCCGAAGAAGAUCUUGUUCCGGCAGCUUUUCGAGAAGGAGUCCUCCACCUACACUUACCUUCUCGCAGACGUCUCUCACCCUGAUCGUCCAGCUCUGUUGAUUGAUCCAGUGGACAAAACUGUUGAUAGGGAUCUUUCUCUUGUUCAAGAACUUGAGCUAAAGCUUAUUUAUGCAAUGAACACCCAUGUUCAUGCUGAUCAUGUAACUGGGACAGGGUUAAUCAAGGGUAAGGUUCCAGGUGUAAAAUCUGUUAUUUCAAAAGCGAGUGGUUCGAAAGCUGAUCUUCUGAUCGAACCGGGUGAUAAGAUACAUUUUGGGAAUCUUUUCCUUGAGGUUCGCGCUACUCCUGGUCAUACAUUUGGUUGCGUUACCUAUGUUACGGGAGAUGGACCUGAUCAGCCUCAGCCUAGGAUGGCAUUCACUGGAGAUGCCUUAUUGAUACGCGGAUGUGGAAGGACAGACUUUCAGGGUGGAAGUUCACAGCAGCUCUAUAAAUCAGUGCAUUCACAGAUUUUUACGUUACCGAAGGAAACUUUAGUCUAUCCGGCUCAUGACUACAAAGGAUUCACUGUUAGCACUGUGGGGGAGGAGUUGCUGUACAACUCUCGUUUAACGAAGGAUGAGGAAACAUUCAAGGGCAUUAUGGAAAAUUUGAACCUGUCAUAUCCGAAGAUGAUAGAUAUAGCUGUCCCAGCAAAUAUGGUUUGUGGUUUGCAGGCAACGACAUCUGAAAUUUGAUAAGCCCUUUUCUAAUGAAGCCACAAUAUGUUGUUGAUUUGUCUCAUAAUUGCAUAGUCAUUACAAGCAUGUUCUCUUGUAUCAUCCCGUUCUAAGAACUAAUAAAUAAAUGGUGAGACUGAAUAAUGAAGAGGAAAAUCAAAACUAGAUAAUUGGCUUAAGGGAAAAUGUACUUCACAUGGAUGAUUGUACUGUAACGUG
Morus notabilis is the source of this 1068-nucleotide messenger RNA. RefSeq names its product persulfide dioxygenase ETHE1 homolog, mitochondrial. The coding region runs from base 97 to 867 and encodes 256 amino acids. Gene Ontology annotation, biological process: glutathione metabolic process; hydrogen sulfide metabolic process. Gene Ontology annotation, molecular function: sulfur dioxygenase activity. Lineage: Eukaryota; Viridiplantae; Streptophyta; Magnoliopsida; Rosales; Moraceae. The transcript is spliced from 9 exons. The record is from RefSeq and is a predicted model, not a curated record.